UUCUCUGACGUAGAGAGCCUCGCGAUAAGUACCUGAAUGACAGCGCAAGGAAGAUGGCAGCGCAGGAGAGUGGAACAACUGGAGUACCAGCAGUAAUAAACCGUCAGGAAGAGGUGAGCAGCAAUGGCGCUGCUGCAGGGGGCCAAGUGGAACAAACUGCACAACCACAGCAACAGCAACAACAACAACCACCUCCUAAUGCCUGGCAAGUUAUUAAGGGUGUACUCUUCAGAAUUUUCAUAAUUUGGGCCAUCAGCAGCUGGUUCAGGCGUGGAUCAACACCUCAGGACCAAACUAGUCCAGGUGGACCUCCCCGAGUGCCCAGUCGAAAUCUCUUCCCAAAAGACACUUUAAUGGACCUUUAUAUUUAUAUAUCUGAGCAAGAAGAAUUUACAGAGUUUAAUGACACCUCUGCACUACUAUGGGAACAGCGAGACCUUGUAUUUGGAGACUGGACAAGUGGCGAAAACGGUGAUGGAUGUUAUGAACAUUACACAGAAAUGGAUACUUCAGAGCAUAUAAAAAAGAAUGGUUCCUUGUAUGUCCAUGUGUAUUUCACCAAGAGUGGUUUCCACCCAGAUCCUAAGCGGAAAGGACAGUACAGACGCAUUGCCACAGCUCACGCAUCACGAAUGUUAAACAAGUACAAGCGCAGAAGAUUCCAGAAAACAAAGAACUUGCUUACAGGAGAAACAGAGGUUGAUCCUGAGAUUAUAAAGAGAGCUGAAGAUUACGGCCCUGUAGAGGUGAUUUCCCAUUGGCAUCCCAAUCUGACCAUAAAUCUGGUUGAUGACAAUACUGCUUGGGUGAAGGGGGCUGUUCCACCUCCCUUGGACCAGUAUGUGAAAUUUGAUGCUGUUAGUGGUGAUUACUUCCCUAUUGUUUACUUCAAUGACUACUGGAAUCUGCAGAAAGAUUACUUUCCUGUCAAUGAGACUGUUGAAAAGCUUCCCUUUCGCGUCUCUUACUGCCCACUAUCAUUGUGGCGCUGGCAACUUUAUGCAGCACAAAGCACCAGAUCACCGUGGAACUUCUUUGGAGAAGACCUCUAUGAACAGUCAGAUGAAGAGCAGGACUCUGUCAAGGUUGCCUUGUUAGAAACUAACCCUUACCUAUUGGCUUUGACCAUCAUAGUUUCUAUUGUCCACAGCAUUUUCGAGUUCCUUGCUUUCAAAAAUGAUAUUCAGUUCUGGAACAGCAGACAGUCUCUGGAGGGUCUGUCUGUCCGCUCUGUAUUUUUUGGGGUAUUUCAGUCCCUUGUUGUUCUUUUGUAUAUCUUAGACAACGAAACAAACUUUGUAGUUCAGGUCAGCGUCUUCAUUGGACUCCUCAUUGACUUCUGGAAGAUCACAAAAGUGAUGGAUGUAAAGCUUGACAGAGAGAAUAAAAUAGCAGGAGUCAUCCCAAGGAUAACAUUUAAAGACAAAUCAACUUAUGUGGAAUCUUCUACCAAAAUUUAUGAUGAUAUGGCCUUCAGAUAUCUGUCAUGGAUCCUUUUCCCAUUACUGGGUUGCUAUGCUGUAUACAGUCUUCUAUACUUGGAGCACAAAGGCUGGUACUCAUGGGUACUAAGCAUGCUUUAUGGUUUCUUGUUAACCUUUGGGUUCAUUACAAUGACUCCUCAGCUUUUCAUUAACUACAAGCUGAAGUCUGUAGCCCACCUCCCAUGGAGGAUGCUAACGUACAAAGCACUGAACACUUUCAUUGAUGAUCUUUUUGCAUUUGUAAUCAGAAUGCCUAUGAUGUACAGAAUAGGCUGCCUUAGAGAUGAUGUAGUAUUUUUCAUUUACUUAUACCAACGCUGGAUCUAUCGGGUGGACCCAACACGAGUUAAUGAGUUUGGAAUCAGUGGAGAGAGUCAUUUGGCACAGACAGCACAAAAUAACACUCCGUCAGAAAACAGAACACUACCAGAAAAUGACAAACCCAUAGAGGAGAAGAAAAAUGAUUAGUUUCCAUCAUAUAAUAAAGAAUUUUAAUCUAUAAUUAUUGACCACAAAUGGACAGAGAAAAUAAACUCGCAGUAUGCUGCUGAGAUCCCUAGGAUCAGUCAUUCUUUAUUUUAUAUUCCAGUACAUUUUUUUUUUUAAUUCUGUGACGUUUAUGUGAUGUACUGUACCCAUUAAGGAGAAAUACAUAUCAUAUUUAAAGUCUGAUGUGAUGAGUAAUCAUUGUGACUUCAUUCCAUUGUGUGAAUGUUUGGUACGUUAAUAUUGCACUGUAUCAGGUUCCAGUCUCAUGUAAGAAACAAAAUUGAAGAACCAAGAAUUUUCAGAAUAAAGUAACAUUUAUGAUCUAAAAA
Protopterus annectens (West African lungfish) is the source of this 2302-nucleotide messenger RNA. It is a transcript of the gene CLPTM1, whose product is annotated as CLPTM1 regulator of GABA type A receptor forward trafficking. The transcript is spliced from 14 exons. The record is from RefSeq and is a predicted model, not a curated record. Bases 54 to 1952 code for a protein of 632 amino acids. NCBI's taxonomy places the organism in Eukaryota, Metazoa, Chordata, Ceratodontiformes, Protopteridae. Gene Ontology annotation, cellular component: membrane; endomembrane system.